CUCCGGCCUGCAGACGACGGCAUGUCGUUCUCUCUGUCCCCUCACUCGCACGUUACAACACCAACUACAGACAGUCAUGCGUCUGAUCACCCUCCUCUUGUUGAGUUCCCUCGGCCUCAAGCAGGCGCUGGCUUUGGGAGACCCACAAGUCGUCUACUUCCCCACAGCAGAUCAACUCUCAGCAAAAGAGUAUUCCUAUCUCCCUUCCCAGCUCUCCCAGCAGGCGACCUUCGACUAUCCCAGCUUUGAAAAGGCGGAGAAGGGCUUCAUCCUUGCUGCGGCGGACCAUCAGUAUACGGCCCCACUUCUACUCUCUUCGAAAGAAGAUCAGGCUAUCCAUCGUGCUGCCCGAACCUUUGCUGAGGACGUCCUCAAAGUCACCGGACACCAACCAGAUAUCUACAACGACACACUACCCAGCCAUGUCGAGAGGGCUGUCAUUGUGGGCAGUCUCAAGAGCCAUAUUGUGCGAGAGCUUCGGGCACAAGACGGGGUGAGAGCAGAGCUGGAUGGCAAGUGGGAGAGCUAUGAUAUCCGGUGUCUCUCGUCUCCUCUUCGAGGGUUGAAAGAGUCCCUCGUCUUGACCGGGUCAGACAAGAGAGGUACGAUAUACGCUCUCUACGCCCUUUCCUCCCAAUUCGGUAUAUCGCCCUUCCACUUCUUCUCCGACGUGCCCUACCCACAGCACCCCACCAUCGCAUUCGACAAGUCCCAGGUCCUAUCCCACGGCGAGCCCACAGUCAAGUAUAGAGGGUUGUUCAUCAAUGAUGAGCAUCCUGCGCUUUGGGGCUGGGCGAUGGAGCACUGGGGCAAGGAGAGAUGGGAGCCGGCUCUGGUGGUGGAGUUUUAUGAGAAGUGGUUUGAGAUGAUGCUGAGGCUGAAGGCAAACUACUUUUGGCCCGCUAUGUGGGCGUCCCAGUUCUACUCCGACGGCCUUCCACCCAACUCAUCCGCCAAUACCCCAGGUCCGAACCUUCUCCUCGCCGCCUCCUUCGGCCUCGUCCCCGGUACAUCCCACCACGAGCCCAUGGGCCGUAACAAGCCCGAAUGGGAUGCUUCACAUAAAGGCGCAUGGGAUUGGACGGAGAACAAACAAGAGAUGGAGGAGUUUUGGAGGGCGGGGGCAGAGAGGGGCGCGGAGGCGGGUGCGGAUAUCGUCUAUACGAUGGGGAUGAGGGGAGAUGGCGAUGAGCCUUUGCAGGGGGCGAGCAAUGCUUUGGUACAGAAUAUCACAAACGUCCAGCAAGGUAUACUCAAAGAUGUUUACAAGACUGACGAUCUCGAGUCCAAAGGAGUGGGCCAGGUGUGGUGUAUGUACAAGGAGGUAGCGGGGUACUAUCAGAACGGACUUGAAGUUCCUGAUGAUGUCACCGCACUCUUCGCUGAUGACAACUAUGGUAACAUCGUAUCUGUCCUUCCUCCCGAGCGAGAAGGGCACAAGGCCGGUGCUGGGAUCUACUAUCAUCUUGACUACGUCGGUUGGCCGAGGAAUUACAAAUGGAUCCAUACCAUCAACCUCGCCAAAACAUGGGACCAAAUGAACAUUGCUCGGGCCUUCAACACGACUCAAAUUUGGAUCGUCAACAUUGGUACUCUCAAGCCGCUGGAACAGCCGACGGAAUGGUUCCUCGACUCGGCUUGGGACUCUGAGAGAUGGCCUAGGGGGAGCUGGAGGGAGUGGAGGGAACAGUGGGCGAAGAGAGAGUUCGGGGUCGGGGAGGAGGUGGGUAGAGAAGUGGGCGAUAUCAUGGGGCGAUAUGAGUUGCUGGCGUCGAGGAGAAAAGCAGAGCUCGUUGAUUCUGAGACGUGGUCUAUCAUCAACUACAACGAAGCUGAGCAGGUGCUCGCCGAAUGGACCAGUCUCACCGAACGCGCCACAAAAGUCUACGACCACCUUCCCGAGGAGAGGCGAGCGGCAUUCUUCGAGCUUGUCCUCAUGUUGUGUGCUGCUCAAGCCAAUUUGAACAAGCUGCAUAUUGCUGUGGCAAGGUCAAAAUUGUACGCCUAUCAAGCUAGGACAGCUGCGAAUGUCUUUGCCCAAGAGGCUAUCGAUGCUUUCCAUCAGGACGCAAACAUCACCGAGACAUUCCAUGCUUUGCUGGAUCGUAAAUGGGACCACAUGUGGGACCAAUCUCACAUCAACUACUACGAAGCUCUGGAACCAGUCCGCGACUCUCUCCCUCCCAUCCACUUUGUUAACCCGAACCAGCCCGUCUUCCCUGGCAUUCCCCUCAGGCCACAAGAUCUCCCAGGCCAAGUAGCACAUAUGCGCGUCACAGUGGAAAACUCGUUCGGCGCCUGGCCGGGCAAUACCUUCCUCAAUUGCCCACAGAUGUUUCAUUGCGCGGAUCCAACUUUGAAGACACUUGAUCCGUGGGGAGAGGGGAAGCGGUGGGUAGAUAUAGGAGCGGGUGGGCCGAGGGAUGUCGAAUGGACUGCAGAGGGGAGUGAUGAGUGGGUCAUCGUCCAUCCGAAGCUGGGAAAGACGAAGAGGGAUGGCUCGGCGGACGAGAGAGUCUGGAUCUCAAUCGACUGGGAUAACGUCCCUCGAAGCUUGGAAGGAAAAGCGGUCAGACUUGAAAGCCGUGUCGAGAUCAAGGGAAGUGACUACACCAACGUGACUGUCACCAUCCCCAUCUUCAUCCCGUCCGACGUUCCAUCCUCAUUCUCGGGCCACGUCGAAGGUGACGGAUACAUUGUCAUCGAAGCGCCUCACUUCUCGCGCAACUCUUCUUCCUCGGGCUACGCUUUCGAAGUGCUCGAGGGGUAUGGACGAACGCUAGGAGGGAUGGAGGUGUUCCCUGCCACUACUCACAACUUUUCCUUGGGUAAAGGGCCCAAGCUGGAGUAUGAUUUCUGGACGCAUGAGGGUGGGGUGAAAGACGGAGAGAAUGUGGAGAUUACGGUUCAGCUCGGCCCAACACUCAACUUUCUCCAAGGGCGUGAGCUUGCUUUCGGUCUUCAGCUCGACGACCUCCCACCCCGAGAGAUCCAUCCCAUACCCACCAAACACCUCGGAGAGUCUGAUCAGAGUAAAGUCGGAUCGGUACCGGCUGACUGGAUGGAAUCGGUCAGUCAAGAGAUCAGGAACGUUACGAUGAAGGUGGAGAGGGUUGAAGGAUGGGAGAGCGGACAGCAUACGAUAACCAUAUGGGGGAUGACGGCGGGCAUUGUGGUGGAGAGGAUAUGGGUCGAUCUGGGUGGCAUCAGGGAUAGGGGCUGCAGCUAUCUCGGCCCCCCUGAAAGCAAACGAGUAGUAUUAUGA
Cryptococcus amylolentus CBS 6039 is the source of this 3265-nucleotide messenger RNA. RefSeq lists its product as hypothetical. Lineage: Eukaryota; Fungi; Basidiomycota; Tremellomycetes; Tremellales; Cryptococcaceae. The coding region runs from base 77 to 3265 and encodes 1062 amino acids. The record is from RefSeq and is a predicted model, not a curated record. The transcript is spliced from 11 exons.